AAAUCACUGGAGGUAUUGUCUCAAGAGGGCAAAUAAAGAUAAGCGGACUGAACUUUCGCCGUCUGUUGCGAAAUUGACACGCUGCGCAGCUUUCCCAUUUAGCUUAACUAUAAAGUUUUGCUUGCAAAGAUCUGAACCUAUAUUUUUUGGCUUAGUCAACUUUAUGGAAGUCACAAACAGAGCUUUUGACGGACGAMAAGAUUUUUCGUCCCCGUGGYACUUCAGCGAUGURGUUCUCGUUGUGGAAGGACGUAGMUUUCACGURCACAGAAGUACGUUAUCAAUGUGGUCCCCUGUUUUCGAGAAAAUGUUCAAUUCACCUUUUGCUGAACGCAACGCAAAAGAAGUCCCGUUACCAGGGAAACAAAAGGAUGAAAUCGAGGUUCUUCUAAGAGUGAUAUAUUCAAAUGGGACAAAAGAGAAAGUGAAUGAGGAUAACUACUUUUUCCUACUGGAACUUGCAGAGGAAUAUCAGAUGGACGAAGUCAGGAAGCUUUGCAUUCAGUUCAUGACAUCAGCAGUUGAAGAAUCAAACUGCUUGCAUUUGUGCAAUGUUGCAGAAAGAUUUUGUUUGAAAGAUGUCAUGGCAAAGUGCAUAGAGGAAGCACGAUACAGGGCAUCAAAAUCACUUCUUAGUGACGAGGAUUAUGARGACCUGACWCCAGAGCUUAAAAAUGAGGUUUGCAUGGAAAGAAUUAAAGAACUUGAAAAGUUUCUGCAAGAGUAUACAACAGCUUGCUCUAGAUUAGUAGAGCGUGUUUAUCAUACAACAGCAGAGCGGUUGCUUCAACAACAAGCAUGUGACAAUAUUGAGGAUCAUCGAGCUUAUGUAACUGURUCUCAUGGUUUUGUUGCCAAGAGUGUUCCAACGUUUGACGUUGACUGUAAGUGCUGUACUCAGAGGGUAGAAGAAGCUGACUGGAAUAAAGUUGGAGCUCAUUUUUAUGUUUUAAAAGAUUAUCUGCCAAAGCUGCAUGCCUUGCAACGUUCAAAUAGAAUUGCAGCAGGCAUAAACUAGGAUAUCUUUUGCCACACACAAAGUGGUGUGGAAAAUUGUGGUAAUCAAAAACAAAAUUAAAAAUUACAUGCCAAUGAUGCUCCUCAAACUGCAUUAACAACAACUUCGAUGGACACAAAGGAGCAUUGUGUGCUUCACAGAAAAAGGUACUACACAAAGAAAAUAGUACCUAAAACAUUGUAUUUGAUCAUAACCAAAGUAAUACACUGAAUUGAAAACAAGUGUAGAGACUGCAGACUUAAUGUAAUUAAUUUUAUAAAAAGAAAAAAUCAAUUUGAACUUAAAUGAAGGACAGCAUUAUAUUAAUGUUUAUGGAGUACAAACAUUAAAAUGUGUGCAACACUUUCCACUAUUUACUACAAAAUAGUGUUAAUUAAACAAUAGAAUUAGCAUGAUUUAGCAGUAUUUAGUGGUAUUUAUGUUGCAGCACAGUUUUAGUGUUUGUACUCUAAUAUCACGUCUACGCAAGUGGCAGUUUCUUGCAAAUCGUAGGAGACACUUUUAGGGCUAGAUAAGGCUACAGUGUCAAGGGAAGUCACCGAUGUGUCGAAUGCCAUUCAUAAUGAUUGCUCUUCGAUUUUACGUGACGUAGACUCAAUUAAAGGUUAUUCAUGUCUAAGAAAAUAUGAAUAUCAUGGAAAACUGCAUUUAUAAGUUAUAUAUUACUAGUACAGGAGGUUGUUAACAUUAUCAUUUUUUCUUCUUUUCUUUUCAAGUUAUUUUUUGUUGGAAAUAAAAACAUUAAAUUAUUGAGUG
Molecule: messenger RNA, 1774 nt
Organism: Exaiptasia diaphana
Lineage: Eukaryota; Metazoa; Cnidaria; Anthozoa; Actiniaria; Aiptasiidae
Product: BTB and MATH domain-containing protein 38
Exons: 2
Coding region: 164-1018 (284 amino acids)
Molecular function (GO): protein binding
Source: RefSeq, a predicted model, not a curated record